AUGAAUAACGAUUUGCGACAUCUAUCCAAGCAAGAACGGAUCUUGUGGAACUUGCUAGAGAGUUUUGAAGAUUUUCUUCAAGAUUACGACGAUGAUCGGGAUCAAGGUUCACUUCAACCACGGCUGGCUAAAUUGGACGAGGCUUAUGAAAAGUUUUGUGAUCUACGUGUUAAAAUAGAAAUGCUUCUGGAAAACCUUGAAGAGGAUUCGGAAGACAGCGAUCGAAAGAUGGAAGUUCGGAAAAGGGAAAGCAAGAAGGUGUACAAGGGAUUCGUGACACGGUAUUUUUCAUUGAAACAACAGCUGCUGUCGAAAAUGGAGUCGAUUCCCGCACGAUCAACACAAUCCUCUGUUUCCGACACAGUUUUGCCGUGUCACACAAAAUAUCCGGAGCUUCAGCUGCCAACUUUCUCUGGAAAACUGUUAGAUUGGAUCAAUUUCCGGGACAACUUCAAGUCGCUGAUUCAUGAUAACAUCCAACUAAAUGAUAUGGAUAAGUUCAACUACCUCCGGACGUCAUUGAGAAACGACGCGCUUCUCCAUAUCAAUCAAAUUCAAGUUUCAGCAACGAAUUACAGCCUAGCGUGGAGCACGCUUGAAUCCAAAUUUGAAAAUCACAAGUUGAUUGCACAGGAGAAUAUGAAGGCUCUAUUUGCCACACCUGCCAUGGGCGCAGAAUGUUAUGAAGCGUUGAAUGCACUAUUGUCGGCGUUUAAAAUCAAUCUUCAACAGUUAGAAAAACUAGGCCAGAGAACAAGUGAUUGGAGUACAUUAUUGGCGUUUAUGCUCUCGCAAAAAUUGGAUGCCGAAACCUACCGUCUUUGGGAAACUCACCAUGCUUCCAAAAAUGUACCUACCUAUGAAGCCAUGUUUGAGUUCCUGGAAAAUCAUUGCGCGAUCCUACAGUCAACGGCCAGUCGAAGCGGCGAAAAUCAAAACACAAGAGCUACCAUCAGUCACAGCACAGCCACAUCAGAGGGAUUCUGCCCUAUUUGUCACAACGGAAGACACAACGCAGAGCAAUGCAUUAGAUUUAGCAGGAUGCGGAUUAUUGACCGGAAGUUUUUGGUGCGCAGAUUAGGGCUCUGUUUGAAUUGUUUAAAUUCCGGACAUUUUACUGCUGACUGCUCGCAAGGAACCUGUUCGAAGUGUGGACAAUAUCAUCACAAUCUUUUGCACCCGUAUUCUCCCAACCAAAACAACCCAUUCAACGUGCAGAACUUCGCUCAAGACCCACGAAGACCUCAACGCGCGGACAGUCAAUCAAGAAGGGAACCUUAUACACAUCAGCCUCAGUCCCGGAUGGAAAGCAACCAAUCUCCACAGAACACCUCACAACUUACACAACAGCCACCUCCCACAAACACACCCACUACUAGCCACCACACUUCUACUCUACUCAGUACACAACAGAACACCCGCACUGCUAUUCUAUCGACAGCGGUCGUUAUGCUAGCUGAUAGCAGUGGAAACACAGUUUUAGCCCGUGCAUUGUUGGACAAUGGGUCUCAAAUAUCUUUAAUUACCGAAGAUUUGUCAAAGAAGCUGAAUUUUGUCCGUGUUCAAGAAAGUCUUCCCGUAAAAGGUGUUGGAGGGUCCACAACUCUUUCGAAAGAAUCUGUCCUAGCUCGUAUUGUGUCCACCAAAUCUUCAUUUACGACCACCGAGACGAAAUUGUUUGUGCUACCACAAAUCACGUUGGAUUUGCCCCAAACAAGCAUUGACGUUAGUAGCUGGAGAUUGCCACCUUCGGUCAGCCUUGCAGAUCCCAAUUUCAACAAAUCAAGCCCCGUUGAUCUCGUGAUAGGAGUUUCUACAUUUUACGAAGUUCUGCUGCCGAACCAGAUGAAGAUUAAUGAUGCCGGCCCAAUCCUACAGAAUUCUCAUCUGGGGUGGAUUGUCGCAGGAGAGCUUCCAGAAGAAACAGUUGUUUCUUACAACGCCAUGAUGUCAACUGGAAAAAUAGCGAAUGAUCUGCCUCAUUUUGAGAUAUCAUGUUGGAGUUCUAUUCUCUCUCUUUUCCUUCUGGAACACUUCAGGCAUCAGAUUUACCCUACAAUCGAGCGCAACUAUUCGGAUGGCAUCAGUGUAUGA
Messenger RNA from Uranotaenia lowii, 2094 nucleotides. RefSeq lists its product as uncharacterized. The transcript is spliced from 2 exons. NCBI's taxonomy places the organism in Eukaryota, Metazoa, Arthropoda, Insecta, Diptera, Culicidae. The record is from RefSeq and is a predicted model, not a curated record. Gene Ontology annotation, biological process: proteolysis. Gene Ontology annotation, molecular function: aspartic-type endopeptidase activity. The coding region runs from base 1 to 2094 and encodes 697 amino acids.